Limulus polyphemus (Atlantic horseshoe crab) is the source of this 2417-nucleotide messenger RNA. Its product is annotated as transcription factor AP-1-like. NCBI's taxonomy places the organism in Eukaryota, Metazoa, Arthropoda, Merostomata, Xiphosura, Limulidae. Gene Ontology annotation, cellular component: transcription regulator complex. Gene Ontology annotation, molecular function: transcription factor binding; RNA polymerase II cis-regulatory region sequence-specific DNA binding; DNA-binding transcription factor activity, RNA polymerase II-specific. Bases 255 to 1196 code for a protein of 313 amino acids. The record is from RefSeq and is a predicted model, not a curated record. The transcript has a single exon. Gene Ontology annotation, biological process: regulation of cell population proliferation; regulation of transcription by RNA polymerase II; regulation of cell cycle.
AUUAUAAAACGUUGGUUAUUGAGUCAUUUGUGCACGUUGGUUGUUAGUGAGAAGGGAGGGGGAUCACACAACAAAAACUUAAACGUAAAAUUGUCUUCUCUUGAGAGAGUCAGUUAUUUAAGGAAGGGUUGAGAAGGAAGUCUUUACUGUUAUUCGUAUGCAUUGUGGUAAGCUCAACGAAGCCUAACUUCGAAUAAGUGCCCAUUGUGUCGGUUUCGCAGCGACAGCUCGUUUGUGGACGUGGCUCACGUUAAAUGGCAGGUUUGGUGAUGGAGGCGACCUUUUAUGACGAAGCUCUCUCUCGCCACAAAUCUGAAAUGCGAAUGUUGAAAAGAAAUAUGACACUGGACCUUAACAAUGUUAAACAAAAUUCUCGUCAGAAAUUUGAUCCUCUUCUCACUUCGCCCGACCUGAAAAUGUUAAAGUUAAAUACACCAGAACUAGAGCGUUUUAUCACACAAAAUGGAGGAGUAAAUUCAACUCCUACACCAUCCCAGUUUUAUUCAAAAACUGGUAAUGAAGAACAAGACUAUGCUAGAGGAUUUUUGGAAGCACUGAACCAUCUACAUCAGUGUACAGCACCUAGUGCAGGUAAUGUCAUUCCCCAACCAGUAUCCACGGAUACGCUUUCCCUUUCCUCCGUUACGACGGAGACUAACAGCACGUGUACCCUCUUAUCUUGCCAACCUCCAACGUUUGCUCAACCCAGUGUCACUAUGUCAAUCUCCGACUGUAUGCACCCAUCAGUCUUACAACCCUCCCAAUGUUCUACAACGAAUGGGCAACAUUACACGGUCAGUUCGAACGUCGGGUACCCGGAAUGUCGGACAGCAACAACGACCGUAGCCACAAAUAGCAGCUACUUCCGAGGUUUAGUGAAGGAUGAACCCCAGACAGUGCCAACCAUCGGCCAAUCCCCGUCGCCGAUAUCACCUGUUGACAUGCAGGACCAAGAAAGGAUUAAACUGGAAAGAAAAAGACAUCGUAAUCGUAUCGCAGCUAGUAAGUGUCGUCGACGUAAGCUCGAGCGAAUCUCUAAAUUGGAAAAUAAAGUUUCAUUUAUGAAAGGUGAGAACAGCGAACUAAGCGUAGUGGUAAACAAACUCCGAGAUCAAGUUGCUUCUCUAAAACAACAAGUGUUGGAACACGUUAACAGCGGGUGUCAGAUUAUGAACACUAAUAUGAUGACUUUUUAACAAAUUUGUAGUAUUUUUUAUUCAUAUUGUAUAUAUAUAAUAUAGCCCUAUAGCUUUAAGUUUCAAACUGAUUGUCAUUUUGACUAAGUUUUCAAAUUCAUUAUGCAAUAAGUUUAGCAAUAUUACUAUUAGUGCUAGUAUCAAACAUCUGAAAAGCUGACAUUUGUAGAAUUAUAGGCCUAAUUAAUUAAGCCUAAGUUUUAACAAUAGUGUGAUGCAAGGUUUGAUGGUGUGCUGGCUUCCAAAAAAAAUGAAGUGGCCUUUGAAUUCUGCUCAGUUAUUUUGCAAUUUUAUAAAAAUUUAACUUUUCUCAGAAAAUUGCCUCCAUAACUUAGAGAUACAUUAUAACUUUUUCGUGUUUUCUCUCAAACUAUGUGAUGAACAUUCUGUGAAAGGUCUAUAUACAUUCAUAGUAAGUGAUAAUAUUGUAUAUUCAUUUAUACAAUCAUGAUAAUCUAAGCCAAGCCUAACAACAUGUAAAUUGACUCGUGAAUUUUUAUAAAGGUGUUGGUCUACCUUAUUUUUUGAUAAGAUAUACAAUUUUUGCAUGAUGUUUUGCUAAAGAACGUUUUUGUAAAGUGCUCUUAUUAUAACGUAAAGCAGUUUUUAUAGUAUUUGUAUAAACCUCGUUUAUUGUACAUCGUGCAUUUUGUAAACAAACGACUCCUUUGUAUUUGUACAGAGGUAAGUUAAAUUCGACAGUAAUGCCAGGAAGUUAUAAAUAAUUUCCUCCACGUACUUAAUGUUUCUUCACCUUAAAAACAGGCGAUUAACUUUUUGUAUAAAGAAUACUUUUUUAAUGCCUCGUACCAGCAAAUAACGUUUUAUGUACCAAUAACACAUUUUCAGUUCUUAUUUGUCCUGGUAAACACACACAAAAAAAAUUGUUGCUGACCUAAAAGUGCGUUAAAUAUUCAUUUGAAUGUAUAGUAUAUAAUUUGUCAUAGAUUUGUUAUCUAUGGAGGCCGCCAUAGAACGCCGGCGUCGGCUGUAUUUGAAUGUCGCCGUCAAUCGAUAUGUCGGAUUACUAUAUCCAGACAGAGUUAUCGAUCUUUUUUACAUCACCGGUACUAUACAAUUCACACACUUGCUCAACUUCUCUGGGCCCAGAAUAAUCGUUAAAAGAGCAAAUAUAUAUUAGUAACUUAUAUAACUGUUUAUUAUGGAACUUGAGAUAACUUCGUCCAAAAAACAGCCUAAAAUCCAUGAUUUACAAAAAAA